Messenger RNA from Bipolaris zeicola 26-R-13, 171 nucleotides. RefSeq lists its product as uncharacterized. Bases 1 to 171 code for a protein of 56 amino acids. The record is from RefSeq and is a predicted model, not a curated record. NCBI's taxonomy places the organism in Eukaryota, Fungi, Ascomycota, Dothideomycetes, Pleosporales, Pleosporaceae. The transcript has 2 exons.
AUGGCUGAUGAACUUUUUAAUUUAAACAUAGAAUACUUAUCAAAUCCUAAAUUAUUUUCUAAAAAUUCUUUAAUUUUUUGCAUUAAAGGUAGUUGUGUUUCAGAUUUAUCAAACUCGGAUCUAAGUAAACAAAAUGAACCUUCCCCCUCUAUAAACCCUAGUAAUCAAUGA